Messenger RNA from Cynocephalus volans (Philippine flying lemur), 542 nucleotides. Its product is annotated as keratin-associated protein 13-1-like. The record is from RefSeq and is a predicted model, not a curated record. Bases 45 to 542 code for a protein of 165 amino acids. The transcript has a single exon. Lineage: Eukaryota; Metazoa; Chordata; Mammalia; Dermoptera; Cynocephalidae.
AAAUCUUCUCAGAUAUACUCAGCUAAACUUAAUCUCCUGUCAACAUGUCCUAUAGCUGCUUCUCUGGGAACUUCUCCUCCCACUCCCUUGGAAGCUACUUGCCCCACCCAGGCUCCUCCUGUGGCUCUUCCUUCCCCAGCAAUCUGAUCUACUGCACUUACCUCUGCUCUCCCACCACCUGCCAGCUGGGAUCCUCUCUCUACAGUGGCUGUCAGGAGACCUGCUGUGAGCCCACCAGCUCCCAGGUGCCCUGUGUGGUGUCCAGCCCCUGCCAGACGUCCUGCUACCGCCCGAGGAUCUCCACCUUCUGCAGUCCCUGCCAGACGACCUAUGCUAGGUCUCUGGGCUUUGGAUCAAGGAGCAGCUACUCCCUGGGUUGUGGAUCCAGCAGCUUCAGAUCCCUGAAUUAUGGCAUCUGUGGCUUUCCUUGCCUGAGUUAUAGACCCAGAUUUUGCCAUCCACCAUACCUGGCUUCUAGUCCCUGCCAAUAUUCUUGUUACAGACCAACCUGUGGAUCUCACUUCUAUCAAUCCACUUGCUAA